This is a messenger RNA of Anopheles darlingi, 1193 nucleotides long. Its product is annotated as reticulon-4 receptor-like 2. The record is from RefSeq and is a predicted model, not a curated record. Bases 90 to 1172 code for a protein of 360 amino acids. Gene Ontology annotation, molecular function: protein binding. The transcript has a single exon. NCBI's taxonomy places the organism in Eukaryota, Metazoa, Arthropoda, Insecta, Diptera, Culicidae.
UCGCUGAUCGGAUGCGGUUGUGGUAGUAGUGAUUUUGUGAUUAGAAGUGCAGCGCAUCGUUCUAGUCUUUUCGCAAGGACAUUCGCAUAAUGGAAUUGUUCCGCGUAGUUUUCAGUUUAGCUUGCUUAAUCGUUUCUCCAGUGGUUGCUUCGUUCAGCUGCAUCGAAUCAGCCAAAGGCUACUGUGUGGUGGAACAUGUCACCGAACCGUACGAUAGCUUUCCGGGCGACCAAACGGCUAUCUGGAUUCGCAAUAGUACCCUUCCGAGGAUCAAUCGAACUCUCUUCGAGCGGCUUCCCAACGUUGAGAAUCUCAUGAUCCAUCGGUUGCAGAUCGAGCAGCUAACGCUCGAUGGCUGCCCAGCGCUUGAUACGUUGUUCGCCAGCUACAAUGCGAUCGAACGGGUUGACGUCAUCACCGAGGGACUCCCGUUGCGUCAGUUGCAUCUGUACCAGAAUCGACUCACCGACAUCGAAAGCCUGCAGAAGUUGACCUCCCUCGAGCAGCUCUAUUUGCACGAAAAUCUACUGGAAACGCUGCAUUUCGAAGUGUUUGUACCGCUCGAGCAGCUCAAGAUUCUUACUCUGCAGCGCAAUCGAUUGAAGCGGAUCGUAACCAGCAUGGCCAGCGGUGCUCCGCUAGUGAUGCCUCGGUUGGAGCAGCUGUUCCUGCAGUUCAAUCUGCUGCCAUACCUCGAUACGGGUCUUUGGCGCAUGGAGCGACUUCGAGUGCUCGAUCUAAGCCACAAUCAGCUCGGCUACUUGUUAACGUUUCUCGAAGAGUUACCGGCACUGCGAUCGCUCGAGUUACAUCACAAUCCCUGGAAUUGUGGCUGGCUGUACGGAAUGCUGGAGCGGGUGAAGGCCCGAGCCAUCGUCGUUACUGGCGACACGGCAGACUGUGCACCAGAAGAGGAAUCGGUGAUACUGGUCGAUCAAACGUGCUGCCGUGAGAACGCUUCAACGCCCGAUCCCGUACUGCUGCUCGUUAGCCGUACUGCGAUCGUAGACGAGCUGCAGCAUCGGGUACGCGACGCAAAGAAGCAGAUCGAGCUGCUCGAGGAGGCACAGCGGAAGCAGCGUCAUCAGUUUCAAGAGCUAGCAGGAAGACUGGCGAGUCUCGAGACGUUAUGUACGGGUGCUGCAGUCAAAAGUCAAGUGCCAAAAAAAUAAUAUACAGUAAAACCGACGAAA